GAGAUGAUCUUCCGGGGCACGGACACGACAGCGCUGUUGACGGAGUGGACCAUGGCGGAGCUGGUGCUCCACCCGGAGGUUCAGGCCAAGCUCCGCCGCGAGAUCGACGCCGUCAUUGGCCGCGACCACGUGCCGACGGACGCCGACGUCGUGCGGAUGCCCUACCUCCAGGCCGUGAUCAAGGAGACUUUCCGCAACCACCCGCCGGGACCCCUGCUCUCCUGGGCCCGCCUCUCCACCGACGACGUCCACCUAAGCAACGGUAUGCUUGUCCCCGCCGGAACCACUGCCAUGGUCAACAUGUGGGCCAUCGCGCACGACGCCAAGGUGUGGGCCCGGCCGGACUGCUUCGAGCCGGAGCGGUUUGUGGACGCCGAUGGCGGAGCCGACGUCGACGUGCGGGGGGGUGACCUACGGCUAGCGCCCUUCGGGGCCGGCCGCCGUGUCUGCCCCGGCAAGAACCUGGGCCUGGCAACCGUGGGUCUCUGGGUGGCGCGGCUGGCCCACGGGUUCGAGUGGGCCCCCGUCGAUGGCGCCGCGGUGGACCUCGGUGAGGUGCUCAAGCUGUCACUGGAGAUGAAGACUCCCCUCACUGCCGCUGCCACACCAAGGGAGAACGUCGUUGGGGUGCUCUAGUUCACAUGAAGAGUCUUCAGAUAUAGAAGCUAGUCGAUGUUGUUAAGGGGCUCCAAUUUUGGGUUGACGGUAUCAUGGAGUCUGGUUUACUUCUGUUUGCUUGUUAAUUUUAGUUGUGUAACCAAAACUUCCACAUAGUUUGUAACGGAUGGUAGUUGUACUGUAGUAGUAGUAGUG
Musa acuminata subsp. malaccensis (wild Malaysian banana) is the source of this 813-nucleotide messenger RNA. The record is from RefSeq and is a predicted model, not a curated record. NCBI's taxonomy places the organism in Eukaryota, Viridiplantae, Streptophyta, Magnoliopsida, Zingiberales, Musaceae.